AUGGAUAAAUUCCUUAUAAAAGUACCAACGCGAACAACGCGAGCAAGUGCAGCCACUGCCUCACGAAAGAUCACUUCUCAGCUGGAACCUGAUGACGAGUUGGCUGUUCCUGUUGCGAAGCGCGCGGUGAAACGCCUUUCUCCUCGCCCAGACGAAGAUUUUGACGCGUCUGAAUCAGAAAGAGACGCGACUUCUGAAAAGGAUAUCAAGCAACCUGCACCAAAAAAGAGAAAAACACAGCCUUCAAGGAGUAAAGCUGAAAACUCCAAGAUCCAUGAAUUCCUGUUUUCUUCAAACGGAGAGACAAGUCCAACGCCAUGCACUCCUCCAUCCAGGCAACACCAGAUCACAUAUCACCGACCAUUGUUGCUGAAAGAGUCCUCCUCUCGUCAAGCGCUUCUCAAAUGGUUCGACGGUGUCAGCACCAAACGUUCAAUGCCAUGGCGCAAGGCCUGGAUAAGUCCAAAAGACCACGGGCAGGAUGAACUUCGGGAUCUUUUAGAGCGACGAGCAUAUGAGGUAUGGAUCAGUGAGAUCAUGCUACAGCAAACACGAGUGGCUGUAGUCAUCGACUAUUGGAACAAGUGGAUGGACAAGUGGCCUACGAUUCAUGACCUCGCUGCUGCGAGUUCCGAUGAUGUUCUUAGUGCUUGGCGUGGGUUGGGCUACUACAGUAGAGCAACACGGAUUCACGAGGCAGCAAAGCUUGUGGUGAACGAUCCGGCCAUGAAGGGUCUGCUACCCUCUGAUACCCAAAACCUUGAAGCCAAGGUUCCUGGUGUUGGGCGAUAUACUGCCGGUGCCAUCUCAUCUAUUGUCUUUGGAAGGGCUGCACCUAUGGUGGAUGGAAACGUUUUGCGAGUAUUAAGUCGGCAACUUGGACUGUUUGGCAACGUCAAGACGAACAAAACUGUCAUUGAUACGCUAUGGGCUGCUGCUGAUGCCCUCGUUAAGGCUAUCGCGCGAGAUGGAACCGAUAAACAGGAGGACGAAGAAGUUGAGACAAGUGAUCGACCAGGGAGAUGGGGACAAGCGCUCAUGGAACUUGGAAGUACUAUAUGUGUUCCUAAACCGAAUUGUUCCGAAUGUCCUAUCACUUCAACUUGUCGCGUUUACGCCGAAGGAAAAACGCUAGUCUCAAGCAAAGACCGAGACGCAAAGAUUGGAGAUAUCGAAGACUUGUGUGACCUCUGCGAAUCUUUCGAAGAAGAAACCUUGGACGAGACAGAAGUCAAAGUGGGGGACACCAAAGCUUCGAAAAAGACCACAACUAAAGGAGGCAAGCAGAUGACACUCUCGGCAUUCGCAUUCAAGGGGCCGACUGAAGACAAACCAGCUACGACCAAGGCAAAAGCAGCCAUGAGUCCCCGCGAUAUGGAGACUGUUGUCGAUCACGCGCGCAAAUUCCCACUCAAGGUGAUCAAAAAAGCCGUGAGGGAAGAAGAAACUUUGGUAUGCGUGAUUUGUCGAGAUGACGGCCAGUACUUGAUCCAGAAACGCCCAGAAAAGGGGCUCCUGGCUGGUUUGUGGGAGUUUCCGAGCCAUAUCCUCCAAGACGCCAAGGAUAGCAGCACUCCAGCGAAGAGACGAUCAAAAGCGCUGGCACAUGUCUCCAAGCUUGCCAGCGAACACGGGGACAAAGCAGUGAAACCCAAGCAUGUGGCCGAAUUGGGCAGUGUGCCCUGGCUUUUUUCUCAUAUAAAACUUACGAUGCACGUCCAUCUCUUUACUAUUGAGGACGGUGGUUUGGAUGAAACCGAUUCAUUGACUAAGGAUCGUUUGAGGUGGGCGACAAGUGAAGCUGUUGACGCAGAGUCGAUGGGAACCGGGAUGCUUCAAUAUUUUUCAAAAAAGAUGACAAGUUGGUUUGCCUCAGGCCGUCCGGCCAUUCUUGAUGCCAUUAACAGCGCCUGCGACUUGAUUGAUCAGCGAAUUUCUUCAGAUCUUGAAAAGACAAAACAAGAGCUCGACAAGGCUCUAAAACAGCGAGAUGACAAUGCGGCUCGUAUUGCUGGAUUAGCGGAUGAAAAUGCCAGAUUAAAGGAACAAUUGCAGCAACAAGCAUCUACCAAGCCUGCUGAAAGCACCGAGCAGACUCGGACGUCGCCUCCCCACAACCCCUCUGGAAAUGCAGACGAAAUAGACUGGAAGUUCGAGUGUGCUAAAGUGAGCCACAAGUUCAAGGCACUGUCGGAAACCUUCAAACAAGCAAAGGAUGCCUUGCGUAAGAGGAAGGAAGAAAGAGACCGAUGGUGCAAGCACGCCACCAUGUUGGAGGAGAAGCUCAAAACGACAGAGAGAGAACGCGGUAUCAAUGUUACAGAACGCGAGAACAGAAACACCAGAGCGAAAACACUUCCCGCCCCAAGAACAGCAGAAGAAGCUGCGCCCAGUCCCGAUACUAGCUUCACUUCUGAAGCUGGUAUCGGUCAAGCCGACCUGGAACUCCCGCCCUUGGCUGCUGCCUCUCUACAAGACAACAACCAGCCACUUCCAGACACUACGGCUGCUAACCCCAGCUCAGACGCGACAGAGAGCGAUACAGAGUCAAGGCACGAUAAUAACGAACUGCCAGAGUUGCCGCCCCAGAAUUAUGUCAAAAUCAAGGAAGAACCAUCAUCCGAUCCAAUCGUCAUAUCUGAAAGACAAGUGCAGAAAAGGAAGCGCGACAAUGAUGAUUCCAACGAUGUACCUCUACAAAGGGUCAAAGUAGAGGAAGACGAGCGCUCCUCAAGUCCAAUAGACCCCCUGGGAUCUGUCCCUUUGCCUCCGCACGAAAGCCUGGACCUGGGAAGUGGUGUUUCCCCGCUGCUCUUGACACCUCGAAAAUGUCGGGAGCUAGAAGGGUCGCAACGGCAAGAGAAGAUUAAAAGCGAAGCAUUUGCAACAGCAACGACAACUCCCCGAACGCUCUUCGUCAGGCCGGAUCCUCCAGAAAUAUCUCAUCCAGUCGGACGAACUUCCGCACUCACACCAAUGAGCGUGAAUCGUAGAGUGGUUCGGCCGGGUAAAGAAAAGCCCAUCACACCCCUCAGAAAGGGGCUGGAUCGGGGUAUCUCAACCUUGGCCGAUGACGGAGAAGCCUACAGGCAGAACAAAGGGGCGGGUGCAACCCCUAAGGGGAAGCUGGAUGCGCUAUUGAACCGUUCUGGUGCUCAAGAUGCGCCUGCUGCUCGAUUGACUCCCCGGUCGGCUGCGAGGCCAAACACCAUAGCAGAAGAUCUCGCUUUCCCAGGGCGGCGAGUACUUCCAUUUGAAGCGGCGGGUCGAGCUAAAGACAGGCCUCCCGUUCAACAGAUGCUUACGCCCAACCGAACACCAGCCGCAGCUUCUACAUCCAAGGUUACACCGCAAAACGCAAGAUCUCCGCUAGCCUCCAAGCAAGGAGCGCAAUCGGGGCUGCGGCACAAACCACUUUCUCAACUGCGUCUGGAUGAUUUCAAGAUCAACCCUCAGGCGAACGACGGGCAUGACUUUGCAUUUACGGACGUUAUACGCGAUAGGGACGAGAGGUCUCGAAUGCAAGGAUGCACCGAAAUGCACUGCUGCGGAAAGAAAUACCGGCAUCUCGCCGAAUCUCAUCGUCCAAACCCUCCCCUCACAGCUGCCCAACGUCAAGAAGAGCAGAAGUUGUUGGAAGACUACUUGGGUGAUAAUGCAUACAAGCUCGGAACCAUGGACAAGAAGGAACGCGAUGAGUUAUGGGUUGAAGCCAAAGCCCAGGAGCUUUCCAAUAAGUACAAUACGCACCGAUACCACUAUUCAAGAAUGCAAAGCCCUCCAGGAUAUUGGAACGCAGAUUUCCCAGAUACGCAAGAAUUACAGCAAGAGAGAUUAGAGGCUGCUCGGAGAGAAAAGCAGACAGUCAAGGAUAGACAUCGGGAGGCAAUGAGACCAGGUGGUAGAUGGCUGUUUCGUGAUGAGUAA
Messenger RNA from Fusarium venenatum, 3927 nucleotides. RefSeq names its product DNA repair protein endonuclease SAE2/CtIP C-terminus-domain-containing protein. NCBI's taxonomy places the organism in Eukaryota, Fungi, Ascomycota, Sordariomycetes, Hypocreales, Nectriaceae. Gene Ontology annotation, biological process: DNA repair. The record is from RefSeq and is a predicted model, not a curated record.